UGCAGAUGACGUGGAAGAAGCUUUGGAUAUAAAAGAUGAAUUGAAUGAUAAUAUCGGCAAUUCCGUAGUUUUCACGAACUUUAAUAUGAUGUCUAUACCAUCCAGAAAUACCUCAUCACAGCAAGUAGGCAGUGGAGGUGGUACAGGAGGUGCUACUGGUACAACUGGUGCUAGUGCUGGAACAGGGACUGCAGUGACUGCGGGAACAACUGCUACAAUUAUUGGGGUUGCUGUGGGUGCAGUUGCUAUUAUUUCAGCUGUUAUUAUUGCUUCAGUUGUACUGCUUACAGUGUCAAGUGGAAAAAAUUUAAAUGCGACCAGUCUAAAUGAGACAACACAAACACAAACAUCAAUAACUACAUCGACAGUACCACUGACUACUUCUUUACCCAGUACAUCACUUUCUCAUACAACACAACCACAAACAACAAUAGUUAAAUCGACAGUACCAUCAAUCACAUCAUUAACUCGUACAUCACUUUCUCAUACAACACAACCACAAACAACAUUAGUUAAAUCGACAGUACCACCAAUCACAUCAUUAACUAGUACAUUACUUUCUCAUACAACACAACCACAAACAACAUUAGUUAAAUCGACAGUACCACCAACCACAUCAUCAUUACCCAGUACAUCACUUUCUCAUACAACACAACCACAAACAACAUUAGUUAAAUCGACAGUGCCACCAAUCACAUCAUUAACUAGUAAAUCACUUUCUCAUAAAACACAACCACAAACAACAUUAGUUAAAUCGACAGUACCACCAAUCACAUCAUUAACUAGUACAUCAUUUUCUCAUACAACACAUCCACAAACAACACUAGUUAAAUCGACAGUACCACCAACUACAUCAUCACCUAGUACAUCACUUUCUCAAACAACACAACCACAAACAACAAUGGUUAAAUCGACAGUACCACCAAUCACAUCGUCAACUAGUACAUCAUUUUCUCAUACAACACAUCCACAAACAACACUAGUUAAAUCGACAGUACCACCAACUACAUCAUCACCCAGUACAUCAUUUUCUCAUACAACACAACCACAAACAACAAUGGUUAAAUCGACAGUACCACCAAUCACAUCAUUAACUAGUACAUCACUUUCUCAUACAACACUACCACACACAACAUUAGUUAAAUCGACAGUACCACCAACUACAUCAUCACCCAGUACAUCACUUUCUCAAACAACAAUGGAAUCAACCAGUGUGAUUACAACAUCCGAAACAGUUCAAAUGUCAACCAAGAUACUGACGACCGAGGAAACAGGUAUGAAUGUUUUCUCAACAGCACAAACUUAA
Saccoglossus kowalevskii is the source of this 1306-nucleotide messenger RNA. RefSeq names its product mucin-5AC-like. Lineage: Eukaryota; Metazoa; Hemichordata; Enteropneusta; Harrimaniidae. The record is from RefSeq and is a predicted model, not a curated record.